AAGAAAUGCAUCACAGCAUUUCUUUUAAACAUGAAUUUGAUAAAUAAGAAUUUCAGCUUUUAACCAAUAAGUUAAUAAUUAACCAGUAUUGUUGUAAUGUAAGUUAAGUAGGUGAUAUGAGGUGGAACAUACAUACACAACAACUGGAUGAUAUACUAGUACACACCUCCCCUUUUUGUCUCAUUAGUGCUGAGAACUACAUGUACAUUGUACAUCUACUACAUCCAUUUACGCAGGAUCACCUCAAUAUUCAAGUCCAGUAUAAAACAGUAAGCUUUGCUACAUGUAUAUAUUUAUAAGAUAUAAGACUUAAAGUUAUAUUCUGAUUAAAUCCUUUCUUACUAUCAUAACUAUCAACGCCAGUGUUUGGGUCUAAGAGAUCACAACUUUAUUUAUCUAAUUUGAUCAAUUCUUCACAGAAUAUCAUAUUAAAAAUUGUUUGCGAUUAAAACAUGAUUUUUCUCAGCAGUUACUUUUUUCUUGGAUUUAUAGAUCAGUUCUAGUUCUUUCAAGUUUUGUAAUAAGGAUUUUCACAAAUGUUUAUAGUAAGUGUGCAUGAUCUGAAUCAGUCUAGAAAAAGUUCUCUGAAUAAGUCUAGGUACAAUAUACUAGUACAUGUGUAUUUGCAUAUAUUUGUUUUCUCCUACUUUGCAGAAAUGCAGGCACUCCACUGGGAUGCUAGCAGAGGAUCAGUGAAGCUGAUCACAAUUGAGAAACCCCAGAUUAGCAAGCCAGACCAACUGCUCAUCAAGGUGGCUUACAGUGGAGUAUGUGGGACUGAUCUCCAUGUUAUGAAACAAGAGUUUCCUGCAGCUGAGAAAGUUGUCAUGGGGCAUGAGUUCACUGGAACUGUAGAGAAUAUUGGAGGAGAGGUGACUGGAUUCAAAAUUGGAGAUAAUGUUGCAGUUGAUCCGAACAGCUCCUGUAUGAAAUGCGCAUUCUGCCUCAAAGGCCAGCCUAAUUACUGCCCAACAGGGGGUGGUAGGUCAGGUAUUGGGAUGUUUCGGAAUGGAGGGUGGGCAGAAUAUUGUGUGGUCCCUCAGGCCCAGGUAUUUUCCGUCCCUGCAGAGCUGAGUCUUGCUACGGGUGCCCUAUGUGAGCCAAUGUCCUGCCUCCAACGUGGAUGGGACAUGAUUCAGCCAUUACUUGAUGAUGCCAAGAUACUCAUAACUGGCGCUGGUAUGAUUGGACUCCUUUGGUCCUCAUUGCUUCACCACAAAGGCUACAGAAACAUCACUAUUUCUGAACCUACUGAUGGGAGAAGAAAACUUGCAGAAAACCUUGGGCUAGGUUUAAAAGUGCUUACCCCGGAUGCUUUAGCAGCAGAGUACAAAGAAGUAGACAGCGAUUCAUGGUUUUGAUUUAAUCAUGGAUUGCACAGGGUCUCCUCGAGCUAUUGAGGCCAUAUUUCCGUUACUUUGCAGAG
Messenger RNA from Owenia fusiformis, 1426 nucleotides. Lineage: Eukaryota; Metazoa; Annelida; Polychaeta; Sabellida; Oweniidae. The record is from the annotation of a GenBank genome assembly.